AUAUACCAUACAUAAUAUAAUAUUUACAAGUCAAAAGACACGAACGGGUGAAACGAGUACAAACUGGAGAAUAAGUGGACUAGAAACGAUGUCACUCGAAUUCAUUCUCACUCUAAUAGCUAGUGAUCAUAUACAAAACGAAUCGUAAACGUGUAAAAAGUUUCAUAGUUCAGGUGUGGCUGUAAUUAUCCAAAACAUAAGAGACUUUUUCGUAAUUUUUCGUAACGUAACAAGAAUUGUCUCUAAUUUGCUCUGUUUUUUGCUUCUUCUUCCCGGAAACUUCCUGUAACCUUCUUCCACAAAACUCAACUACAAGAAUGUCAUUUUCAUUCAACAAGUGGUCCGUACAGACUAGUAGUACUACCUUAGAAAAAUAAAUAAAAUUGUAUGACUCAAUCUUCUAGAAGUUUGCAAGAAAUAAUCUCCUCCUCCUCCUCUGCAUAUAUAUAUAUACAUAUACAUCAAGAAUUACACACAAUCAAAACACAAACAUAUAUAUACAUAUACAUAAAAAAAUGUCUCCUCUGAGUAAAAUUCAGCUGCACCAGAUAUUCAACAAGCUAGACAAAAACGGCGACGGUCUAGUAUGCACAGACGAGCUGAUGUGGCUGCUCGAGAGAAUCGGAGUCCGGACGAACCGGGUCGAGCUCGAACGGUUCGUGGGCGAGGAGGCUCUCAACGCCGUUGAUUUUCUCUUCUUCUACGAAGCUCUGACGAUCGGCGGCGGGGGCAGUUUGGUCAGAGAAAAAUACGAUCUUGAAACGAGAGAUGAGGUGCUGGAGAUGGAUCUUCGAAGGGCUUUCAGGGUUUUCGAUUUGAACGGCGACGGUUACAUUUCCGGCGACGAGCUCCGGGUUGCGCUGUCCGGAUUGGGGCUGUGGGAUGAGGAUUGCGGCGCGGAUUGCGAGGCUAUGAUUGCGGCGUACGAUAGCAACUCCGAUGGGUUUCUUGAUUUCCACGAGUUUAAGGAUAUGAUGUUGUUUGAUUCCUUGGCUUCUCCGUGAAAAGCUAUUCUUUUUUUUUUUUUCUUUUUUUUAUUUAUUUAUUUUGUGUGUGUGUGUGUGUUUUUGUGAAUACAAUACAGUAUAAAUAAUACUUAUGUGGUGUUUGCGAACGUUUUUCUAGAGUGAUUAUGAGCUUUUUAAUAAUUAAAAAAAUUGAUUUUGAAGAAAAAAAUUUCAUAAUCACUUUGGAAAAGCGUUUGCAAACAUCAUCUUACUAGUAUGUUGUUAGAUUUUGAAAUAAUAAUGUUAAGAAAGUUGAUUUA
Messenger RNA from Erythranthe guttata (spotted monkey flower), 1267 nucleotides. RefSeq names its product putative calcium-binding protein CML44. Lineage: Eukaryota; Viridiplantae; Streptophyta; Magnoliopsida; Lamiales; Phrymaceae. Gene Ontology annotation, molecular function: calcium ion binding. The record is from RefSeq and is a predicted model, not a curated record.